Messenger RNA from Paramormyrops kingsleyae, 7768 nucleotides. The record is from RefSeq and is a predicted model, not a curated record. Lineage: Eukaryota; Metazoa; Chordata; Actinopteri; Osteoglossiformes; Mormyridae.
AGGCUCCCCCUCCCAUCAAUUUUCACAGCCGAAACCUAAAGACGAGCUCCUGGCCAAACGCUCGGAGGCGAUCUCCCCGGGAAGCUGUGUUACGACUAUCGCCAGCUUUUCUGAAGAGUAACGGCGCAGGAUAACAAUGAUUUCCACGUUCUCCCGUCUUUUUUUGAACCUCCUGACAAACCUAACCGGAUCAUUUGAUACAUUCUGGCUGCGAUGAAGACUGAAAGAGUAACCAUUAGGCCAAAUGAUUUGCCCAGUUUUUGAGGCGCAAGUUAGCAGCACUGGCUAACAUUUCUAUACAUAGCCUGUGAUUCCUGUCCGUCUUGCAGCCAAGCUGGCACUUUCGUAAAUGCCGCGUCCUCUUGCUUUGUGAUUUUUAAAAAAAACCGGCGUUAAUGUCUCUUUUGCAUCAUACAGCGAUGGGACUCCGUAAUCUUUCAAGAACAUCGAUGAUAUAGGAAACACUGGGAAAGAAAAGUCUACAGUAGUUUUUGGUGGUAAUAUGGGAGUGUGAAAGGAGGGGAAUGCUUCUGCUGAUGAUCGCAGUCACUACCUUGCUCAAGAAAUAAUUUCUUAAAGAAACUAGGAUUUCAAACGAAUAAACGCAUAUCCACCUUAAGGAUCAAGACAUUUCCAUGACGGAUUAAUGAGCUUUCGUUGGUUGUUGGAAGAUCGCUGGAGUUUUUCCCCCCAAAACAUAAUUAAAGGCCCUUUGGAUUGGUGUCAAAUCUAUGCUUUCGUAUUCAUUCCGUCAAGCUUUUCCGCGGAAAGACUUCUCAACGCUAAAUUCAAACAUUCAGCCAGCCAGCUUGUGUAUUUGCUAUUUAUAUACUAAAAUAAGAGCUACGCUAGUUUACUCGAAAGCCACAAGAAAAAAAAACGUUACAUUCUAUCGGAAUACAGCGAAUUGUACUGUAAGUUAUUAGUCUGGGCGGACGGAGAGUAUCAGCAACCUUUACAUUAUUGCAUUUCAUAACGCUUUGACAAUUGCUUUUUUUCGUUGUUAGAGUGUUGCUACUGAAGGAAAAAUAUCAAAACGUCGACAUUACAAGCUGAAGAGCCGCAAAGAGCCGUUUAAAUUGAAAACGGACGCCGGUCUAAACGGCAACCUCAGCAAAAUAAAUGAAACUGGCUCUUUCUAAGCGAAGCGGUAUGAAUCAUCUUUCUUCCCCCGUCGUUUAUUCGGACACACUCAGCCGAUGAGGGAGACCAACGGCUGGGGGGAAAAGGGCGAGAAAAGGAAAAGUUUCUGAGCGGAGGAGCCGGAGAGAAGACGCCGUAAUGGCAGUUACCGGGCGAGUGUGGCUGCUGCUGCUGGGGCUCUGCGCCGCGCCGCCGCCGCCGCCUCCGGCCGCUGCUGCGGAGGCCGAGGAUCGAGUUUGUGCCUUCUACGACCACCUGCAGAAGCCAGGCGAGCAGCAUAUGGUUGGCGAGGGCCACGCUUCACAGAGGAAUGCCACCGUCCACUGUGCCCACGGCAGCCACUGCUACGGCAUGUGGGAGAAGACCAGCAACGGGGAAGUCUCGCUGGUCAAGCAAGGCUGCUGGACUAACUUUGGUGACCAGCAGGAGUGCCACGAGAACCGCUGUGUGAUCUCAACCACGCAGAUCCAGAACGGCACCUACCGCUUCUGCUGCUGCAGCUCUAAUAUGUGCAACCUGAACUUCACGGAGGACUUCGCCACGUCUGCCCCAGAUGGAGAUGAGUGGGUGGAGGAAGGAGCAGGAGGAGUGACGAAGGGGGGCCCUCUUUCCCAGGCUGCUGAGAGGGAUGAGCUGCAGUGUGCCUUCUACAACCAGCAGCCGAAGCCAGACUGGGUGGGGCAUGUCUCACAGGAGAACACCACAAUCCACUGCCCGUACGGCAAAAGCUGCUACGGCAUGUGGCAGAAGGGCCAGCAGGGGGACAUCCAGCUGGUCGAGCAAGGUUGCUGGACUCCCAUCAAUAAUCAGCAGAAGUGCCAUGGCGACCGUUGCAUGGUUACAGCAGCAUCUUCAAAGAUAAACAGUGGCAUGCUGUUUUGCUGCUGCAGCACCAGUAUGUGCAACCUGAAUUUUACAGACCUCUCCCAGCCUGCCGCUGUCAACACCCAGCUGAUCCCCGCUCCGAAUGAGGAGCGUGAGUGUGCCUUCUACGACCACCAGCAGCAGCUGGACGAGCAGCAUGUGGACGGCGUGGGCCACGUCUUGCGGGAGAACACCACGGUGCGCUGUGUCCAGGAGAGCCGCUGCUACGGCCUCUGGGAGAAAGCGCAUGACGGAGGCAUCCGGCUGGUCAAGCAAGGUUGCUGGGCUCACGUUAGUGACCAGCAGGAUUGCCAUGAUGACCGCUGCGUGGUUACAACAACGCCCCUGCUGAUCCAGAACGGCACGUACCGCUUCUGCUGCUGCAGCUCCAAUAUGUGCAACCUCAACUUCACAGAGGACUUCCCUCUCUUUGGGCCCACCAGCACCCAGCCUCUAUACCCACAGCCACUAUACCGGGAGGAGGCCAUUGUCAUUGCCUUGGCAGCCGUUUCCUUGGUAGCGGUCCUCAUUGUUGCCAUCAUCCUCGGCUUCCGUGUUUUGACCGGAAGUCGCAAACAGGGCCUCCACAACCUGGACAAGAUGGAGGCAGCCGCCUCUGAGCCUUCACUUGACCUGGACAGCCUGAAGCUUUUGGAGCUGAUUGGCCGUGGACGUUAUGGCUCUGUGUACAAGGGGUCCCUGGACGAGCGCCCCGUGGCGGUCAAGGUCUUCAACUACACCAACAGACAGAAUUUUGUGAACGAGCGUGCCAUCUACAGAGUGCUCAGUCAGGAGCAUGACAACAUAGCGCGCUUUAUCAUUGGGGAUGAGCGCAUGACAGCCGACGGACGCAUGGAGUACUUCCUGGUGAUGGAGUACUACCCACAUGGGUCCCUGAGCCAGUACCUGAGUCUGCACACUGGGGACUGGGUCAGCUGCUGCCGCCUGGCCCACUCUGUAACCCGAGGGCUGGCCUACCUGCACACAGAGCUCAUGCCAGGAGACACCUACAAGCCGGCAGUGUCCCAUCGGGACCUGAAUAGCCGCAAUGUCCUGGUGAAGAAUGAUGGCACCUGUGUGAUCAGUGACUUUGGCCUGUCCAUGAAGCUCACGGGAAACAGGCUGACGCGGCCCGGGGAAGAAGAGAACGCCGCCAUCAGUGAGGUGGGCACGAUCCGCUACAUGGCCCCCGAGGUGUUAGAAGGUGCAGUGAAUCUGCGGGACUGUGAAUCUGCCCUCAAACAAGUGGACAUGUAUGCUCUUGGGCUCAUCUACUGGGAGAUCUUCAUGCGUUGCGUCGACCUCUUUCCAGGAGAAGCUGUGCCAGACUAUCAGAUGGCCUUCCAGGCAGAGGCAGGGAACCACCCUUCCUUUGAGGACAUGCAGGUGCUGGUGUCCAGGGAGAAGCAGAGGCCCAAGUUCCCUGAAGCCUGGAAAGAGAACAGUCUAGCCGUGCGCUCCCUAAAGGAGACCGUCGAGGACUGCUGGGACCAGGAUGCAGAAGCGAGGCUCACUGCCCAGUGCGCCGAGGAGCGUAUGGCGGAGCUUCUCGUUAUAUGGGACCGUAACAAGUCUGUCAGUCCCACUGUCAACCCCAUGAGCACUGCUGUGCAGAACGAGAGAAACUUGUCCCACAGUCGCAGGGUUGCAAAGAUGGGGCCUUAUCCUGACUUCUCAACCUCCUCAUACAUUGAGGACCAUGAAACCAUGGUGAAGAACCUACCAAGUGACCUCUCAAAUUCAGGCACCUGCUCUGUUAAUGGACUGGGCAGCAUCAGCAAUGGGAUGUCUGGUGGAGGAGAGAAGAACCGGAACUCCAUCAAUUACGAGCGUCAACAAGCCCAGGCCCGGCUGCCGAGCCCAGAGACUGGUGGACCCAGCCUGUCCACCACCUCAACCACCUCCACUACCACCACUACCACUGCUACUACCACUGGUUUGAUGUCUGGCACAACCAUGGCAACCAUUUCUGAGUCAGACUGCCCUGAUAAUGGACCAGCCAAUGGGAUGCCUGUUUGUCUGCAGCUGACAGAGGAGGACCUAGAGACAACUAAGCUAGAUCCUAAGGAAGUGGACAAGAACCUGAAAGAGAGUUCUGACGAGAACCUGAUGGAGCACUCUCAAAAGCAAUUCAGUGCUCCAGACCCACUCAGCUCUGGCAGCUCCAAUUUGCUGUACCCUCUCAUUAAGCUGGCUGCUGAGGUCUCAGGGGCCAAUGGGACUGGAGGACUGGUACAGGCUGACCCAGCAGUACCCGCCGGCAUAGCCUGUGACCCCCCUGCAGCUGUGUUUCCCUUGCCUAAGCAGCAGAAUCUGCCUAAACGACCCAGCAGCCUGCCGCUCAACACCAAAAACCCAGCCAAGGACUCCUCCUUGCGCCUCAGGUUUAGCAAACUCGGCAAGUCCAACCUGAAGCAAGUGGAGACAGGUGUGGCCAAGAUAAACACCAGCAGUGGUGCUGAGCCGCACCUGGUCAUGGUCACCAACCACGGGCAGGGAAGUCGGGGGACAGGGAAUGGAUACGCGGGCCUGUCGUCUUCCAGGGGCACUCAGUACGGCAACGUGAACCCAGCUGGUCCCCAGGUGGAUGGGACUGCCCCACUGCUGCAGACCCAGCUCAGUGGCGAGGACAACCGCCUCAACAUCAACUGCAGCCCUGAUGAGCACGAGCCCCUGCUGAGGGGGGAGCAGCCCGCUGCCAGAGAGCGGCAGCACGCCAGUCGCCCCAACACCAACAACAACAACAGCAACGGCAAUGGCCAGGACGACGUGGGUAGCGGAAGGUCCUGUCCCACUGAGGAGGCUCCUGCAGCCCCACAAGCUGAAGCCCAUGCCUCCGUUCCUCUCCCAGACCCUACUCCAGCACCCACAGAAUCCCAAGAAAAGCCUGUACUGCGACCUCCCAAACCCAGGAGACCAGAACGGCCCAACUCCCUGGACCUGUCUGUUACCACCCUGGGAUGCUCAUCUGCCUUUGGUGAAGGAACCUUGCAGGAUGAAAAGGCAGGAUCUGGUGAGAAGAUUAAGAGACGAGUGAAGACUCCUUACUCUCUGAAGGGCUGGCGCCCCUCCACCUGGGUCAUCUCCACCGGCAGCCUGGAUGCCGAGGUCAACAACAACCACAGGAGCAUGUCCUUUAGAGAGAGCCAGCCACGGUCAACCGGAGGCCGGCCCAAACUCAGCACCGCUCUUGUGCCACAGGGAGCAGGUACCUCUGCCCCCACCCUGACCUCUGAGCCCCACAACAUCACCUACUUGUAAAUCAUGACCUUCAGCAAAGGACAGAUGUAACAGGAGCAGUUUUAUUCACACCACGUUUUAUUGUCCUACUAUUUGAGGAGAAUUCCACAAAAGAACCCAGAUAAAAUGAGGGCUUAGUUUGGGAUUUUCACUAUUCAACUUUAAAAAUGUAAAGAAAUUGCUUUAAAAAGUACCCUUCUAUGCAGUAGUAUUGGAUGUGUUAUUUUCAGUAUAUGUAUCUGUAUUUCUAAUUUUUUGCACAUUGUAAGAAGCUUAAUCACAUUUUGUCUUUGCCUUGUAAGCAUGCAAAAUACUGAAAAAUAGUGGUCUUAAAAUAUAAUUUAUAUAUAUAUAUAUAUAUAUAUAUAUAUAUAUAUAUAUAUAUAUAUACACACACACAAUCCAUGGACUGCUCAUGUACUCAUGUAAAUUGAUGUUUGUCCAUUUUUUUUUUUUUUUUUAAAGUGGUCGACAAGGUUGUGCCCAUAAAUAUUUUAUGCAAUGUACAUACAUAUAUUUGUUCCUGCUGUUGUCCUUCAUUAUGUAUCAUAUGUAAUCAUGUGCAAUGCACUUAAGCUUUAAGGUGCUGGUAUUUAACAAUGCUCUGUAUUUUUCCCUGUAUUUUUGUCAUUGUGAGUAAUGCACUUAUGCCCCUUUGCAGCCCUGUAUGUUUUCAUCCACUCCCCCUCAUGGGUAGAACACCUUGUUUGCUCACUAAAAAAGGGUCAAAAUCCAAGGGAUAAAAAAAUCCUGGAUAGUAAUAUGUGUUUGUUCAAUUGGAUAAAUGAAAGCAGUCCUGUCUUUAAAAAUGGCUUUAAAGCACUAUUGAAACCUAGAUGAAGGUUCUGUUACACAAUAAGCAGUUUCUUUUGCAAUCUGUCUUUACAAUCCAAUUCAGCCGUUCAAUUCAAUAGAUGAUCGGUAUGGAAACUUCUCAGCGUCCUUGUUUUCUGUGCUGGAACCUUGGUGCCUUGCGCUGUCAGAGCCUGACAUUGUAUUUAUGCUGUAAGCAAAUGUCCAUUUGGGUGCAUGGAAGCCGCAACCCUUCUGUUACAGACCAAUGAACUGCUGGUAGAGGAUGGAGCAUGUUAACAAAGUCACAUGACACGCGGGUGGAUGUUAACAAAGUCACAUGACACGCGGGUGGAUGUUAACAAAGUCACAUGACACGCGGGUGGAUGUUAACAAAGUCACAUGACACGCGGGUGGAUACAGGACCGGAUUCAGCUACGGUUGCUUUUCUGUAAUCCGUCGUUAUUUCAUUUUACAGUAUGUGGAUAGCUAUGUUGACUUACUUGCCUUUGAAUUCCAUAUGCUCAUAGAUAACACAGCAAACUCUUCUCACUUUUAAUCUCUUCUGCCUGUAUAAUUCUAAAGCUUCAGUGUUUCUGAAGUUUUUUUUUUCUUUUAAAAGCAAUGCAUGCUAUGGAGUGAGGUUCAAAUCUGUUAUUAAUUUAAUUCUUACAACUUCUCCCCCUCAUGUGACAUUUUGGAAAACCAGCAAGGCAGAUGUGAUUUGUUGGAAUGGUCCCAGUCCAAGAUGGUCUCUGUGCUGUUGGUUCACUUCAGUCAAUAACAAUUCUCAGAGCACCAAAAAUGCAGGGAUGUUUUGUAAUGUUGUUUCCGUAAUGUGUACGAUUUUUCUUGUGCUGUACAAUUAUGCCAUUUCCCUUUUUACUUUUUCACAAAUCUUUUUUUUUUUAACAUUUAAGUGGAAUGAGCAGUCGCUGCUUAUUGUUUUGGUUUCACCUUUGACACUGAAAAUAUAAAACUGCGUGAUGUGUUCAUGUCAAGGUUUUAUAGAGGCUCUAGUUUCUUUCAUAAAUAUUACCAUUUCUGUUUUUAAUCUAAAUUUUACUACACAAAUGAUAGAUAAUGCCCCCUGUUGCAUAAUCACAGAAUUGCAAAUGACAACAUAUUCUGUAUGUAACUGGCCUGUAGUUUAAAAUCUUAGUUCAUCUCCUCCAAGUACAAUUAACCAUUCUAUUAAUCAUACCAGGUAGAUAAUUAUGACCUGUGUACACUUUGCACAAGAGGAAAGGACUUUACUCAGUUAAUGGACCAGGUUAUCUGUUGCCCCCAGACAUGAAAUGUUUAGUUUCUGACCCUUCUUUUUUGCCCAUUUAUUAGUGCACAAACCUCAUGACUGUAUUUGUGUAAUAUAGGUUCAUCACUUUAUAUAAAUAGGCUUGUAUAUAAUGCCUAAUAUGUUCUGUCCUACUCAGACACCCUUUCGGAGACUUUGAAGAUUGUUUUGGGACCAGUAAGUACAGCAGCAUCAUAUUGCUUUUAUGAAAGUUCUGCCUGAAAAUCUUCUGUAUGACAUUACUUCAUGCUUUUUAAGGGAAAAAUUCCAGUGACCUUCUAUUAGACAAACAACGGUAAGAUGGAUGGAAAGGAAAAUAUGCUAUUUUAAAUAAAGAAGAACUUUAUAGAAAGAACUGCUAAUACACUAAUAUAAAUUAAUAUUUUAUUUGUAUAAAAGUGGCUGUGUGUCAACUGAAGUAAAUGUAUAAUAACA